UUCUGCUAUUCGGGUUCUUCAACUACAUAUGGAAAUGGGCAUCUUUCCUUUUCUUCCUCAUUUCCCUUCUUUCUUGUUCUUCAAUCAUCACCACUUCUACUUGUACAAAGAAACCUUCUUUGCCACACAAAAAAUGGUGGGUUUGUUUGUGAUAAUAGCAAUAACGUUAGUAUUGAUGAUGCCUUGGCUUCAUUCUAUCGCAUGAUCCACAUGAACCCUAGGCCUUCUUUUGUGGAAUGUGGCAAAUUCUUAGGCUCCAUUGCCAAAAAGAAACAGUAUUCCACUGUUGUCUCCUUGUGCAAUCAAAUGAAUUUGUUUGGAGUUACCCACAAUGUUUAUUCUCUAAAUAUAUUGAUUAACUGCCUUUGUCGCUUCAACCAUGUUCAUUUUGCUGUCUCUAUCUUGGGUAAGACGGUCAAACUGGGUAUGCAACCUAAUGAUAUCACAUUCAAUACCCUCAAUAAUGGGCUCUGCAUUGAGGGCGAGAUUAAAGAGGCAGUAGGAUUGUUUAACGAGAUGGUACGGAGACGGCAUGAGCCUGAUGUAAUUAGCUAUACUACUGUAAUCAAUGGAUUGUGCAAAACUGGCAACACAAGUAUGGCUGUUCACGUGUACAAGAUGGAACAAAAUGGGUGCAAGCCAGAUGUGGUGACAUAUAAUACAAUCAUGGUCAGCCCUUGCAAAGAUAGGCUGGUUAAUGAUGCCAUGGAAUUCUUAUCUGAAAUGGUGGAUCGGAGCAUUCCACUACAACAUUGUUCAAAGAAAUGGUUGGUAGGAAUGUUAUGCCAAAUACAGGAUAUUGUCUUUGAAACGAUGACCGAGGAAGGUGCUGAGCCAAAUGUUUACACCUACAAUGCCUUGAUGGGUGGAUAUUGUUUAAAUAACCAAAUGGAUGAGGCCCAAAAGGUGCUCGACAUCAUGGUUGGCAAGGGUUAUGCACCUGCUGUACAUAGUUACAACAUCUUGACCAAUGGAAAUUGCAAGAGAAGAAGGCUGGACGAGGCAAAAAGAUUACUUUCUAAAAUGUCUGAAAAGGAAUUGACUCCUGAUACUGUCACUUACAGCACUCUUAUGCAAGGUUUCUGCCAAGUAGGGAGACCUCAGGAAGCUCUAAAUCUUUUCAACGAGAUGUGUUCUUCUGGCCUGCUUCCAAAUUUGAUGACUUGCUUGAAAUUGCUAGAUGGCUUUAGGGGGACAACCAAACCAACAGGGCCUUCUCCAGGCAUGAUGGGCAUCAUAAUCUCCUCCUGUAAAGCAAUCAUAAUCAGUGGAAGCACAAAAACUAGAGUCUUCCCAGAUCCUGUAAAGGCAAUCCCAAUCAUGUCCCUUCCUGGAUUGCUUUCAUCUUCUGAUUCGAAGGAGGUGAGGAACAAACAGUCAGAGAUACCGCAGAUUUUUAACCUAACAAUGAUGAUGUUCACGCGGAAAAGCGCUUUUAGAGGUUUUCAACAACAACAAGUGGAAAUGGGUAUUCUUCUUCCUCCUGAUUUCCCUUCUUUCUUAUUCUCCAAUCAUCACCACUUAAACACUUCUACUUGUACUAAGAAACCUUCUUUGCCUCAAAACAAUGGUGGGUUUGUUAGUAAUAACAGCAAUGACAUUGGUAUUGAUGAUGCCAUGGCUUCAUUCUAUCGCAUGAUCCACAUGAACCCUAGGCCUUCUUUUGUGGAAUUGGGCAAAUUCUUAGGGUCCAUUGCCAAAAAGAAACAGUAUUCUACUGUUGUAUCCUUGUGCAAUCAAAUGGAUUUGUUCGGAGUUGCCCACAAUGAUUAUACUCUAAAUAUAUUGAUUAACUCUCUUUGUCGCUUGAGCCAUAUUCAUUUUGCUGUCUCUGUCUUGAGUAAGAUGUUCAAACUGGGUAUUCAACCUGAUUCUGUCACAUUCACUACACUCAUUAAUGGGCUCUGCAAUGAGGGGAGGAUUAAAGAAGCAGUAGAGUUGUUUAAUGAGAUGGCUGGUAGGGAUGCCAUGCCAAAUACAGUGACCUUCACUAUUUUGGUUGAUGUACUCUGCAAAAAAGGAAUGGUUUCAGAAGCUCGGUGUGUCUUUGAAACAAUGACUGAAAAAGGUGUAGAGCCAAAUAUUUACACUUACAAUGCUUUGAUGAAUGGGUACUGUUUACGGCUCGAAAUGAAUGACGCCAGCAAGGUGUUUGAAAUCAUGGUUGGCAAGGGUUGUGCACCUAGUGUACAUAGUUACAGCAUCUUGAUCAAUGGAUACUGCAAGAGUAGAAGGAUAGAUGAGGCAAAAGCAUUACUUACUCAAAUGUCUGAAAAGGAAUUGAUCCCUAAUACUGUCACUUACAACACUCUUAUGCAAGGUCUAUGCCAUGCAAGUAGUCUUCUAGAAGCGCAAGAGCUAUUCAAGAAGAUGUGUUCUUCUGGCAUGCUUCCAAAUUUGAGGACUUACUCGAUUUUGCUAGAUGGCUUAUGCAAACAUGGACAUUUGGAGGAGGCUUUAAAAUUGCUCACGUCAAUGCAAGAGAGGAAAUUAGAACCUGAUAUAGUCCUUUAUAAUAUUCUUAUUCAAGGCAUGUUUAUUGCUGGGAAGCUUGAAGUUGCAAAGGAACUAUUUUCCAAGCUUUUUGCUAAUGGAAUACGACCUUCUGUACGGACAUACAAUAUCAUGAUUAAGGGACUGCUUAAAGAAGGGCUGUCAGAUGAAGCAUACAAAUUGUUUCGAAAAAUGGAAGAUGAUGGCUUCUUGCCGGACAGUUGUUCUUAUAAUGUUAUCAUUCAAGGAUUUCUUCAAAAUCAGGACCCGUCAACUGCUAUACAACUUAUUGAUGAAAUGGUUGGUAGGAGAUUCUCGGCGGAUUCGUCUACAUUUAAGAUGUUAUUGGAUCUGGAAUCUCAUGAUGAAAUCAUAAGCCGAUUUAUGCGUGAAAGCUCUCAAAUUAGAAAAAUGAAGUGA
Messenger RNA from Populus trichocarpa (black cottonwood), 2913 nucleotides. Its product is annotated as putative pentatricopeptide repeat-containing protein At1g12700, mitochondrial. Gene Ontology annotation, molecular function: protein binding. The transcript is spliced from 4 exons. The record is from RefSeq and is a predicted model, not a curated record. Lineage: Eukaryota; Viridiplantae; Streptophyta; Magnoliopsida; Malpighiales; Salicaceae. The annotation marks the transcript as partial.